ACAGGAAUCCUUAACUACAAUUUGGUAAAUGAGUUAGCUAGUUUAUUGACCCUCUAUUUAAAUAGAGUGGUUGGACUUUCUCCUCCUCCAGUGGCACGCCACACACCGGUCUGAGUAAAGUGCUGUGAACAGAGAGCACAGUGUCCCUCUGAUCAUGCCACUGGCUUCCUUGUGCUUCGUCCUGAUUGUUGUUCAUGUGUCUAUAAUGGUGGAUAGUAAACCCUGGCAGCACAAUCUGGACCCACAGACCAGCCUCACCGAUCCAGCGUGGACACAACCACGUCAUACAGGCCAGUGGGAAUCUAGGAGAAGAGAGUGGCCUAAGUUCUUAGUUAUUUUGCCAGUAAAAACACAUACCAGCAACUUUGUGUCAAUAUUUAAUUUGAGAAGAAAAAGGUUUCUGUGCAUGGACCAAGAGGGAGAGCUAUUUGACUCAAAACAUAGUGACACAGAGGACUGUCUUUACCAGCGGCUUUGGCUGGACUGGCCCAUUAAACAUGAUGUCUUUUAUUCCACAAGAGCAGCCCGGCUCUUGAAGUUGCAAGGAAUUGAGUUGAACGUGGCCAUGCAAGAGUCUUCACAAAUGACAGACAUACGAUACAGGCUCCUGGAGCGCUUAACGAGACAAAAGAGAAGUGAGGAGGUAAAUCCUUCUGAUCCUUUACGAUCCGAGACCCAUCCUGCCAGAAACCAGAAGGAAUCUGAUAACCUGAACAGGGAUCAGACAGGUGCAGUGUCCAAAGAGACUAUCACCUCAUGUGACGACCCUCUCAAAGUGCUCCAAACUAAUGGAUCUGGGAGCCCUGUAAAAAACAAUAUUGGAGAUCAAGAUGCUAAAUUAGUGGUUGAAAUUUAAAGUGAGUAGUGGGCCAGAUAUACCGAGGGUUUAAAUGAAACCAUAGGGAAAAGGAACAAUCAAGCCCACAAGCGUCUGAUAAUGCACUGGCUGCUGUUACCUGUGACCACGUGAAAGGAUCACCAUUAUUUAAGAGAUUUUUUCAACAGGUUGUAUCUGCCCCAAUGUUACAUCACAGUACUUUGUCCAUGUGUUGUUUAAAAAACAGAUAACCUAAGCAACAUUUAUUUAAGGCUUGUGCUAAUGGUUUGGUCCAGGACCUGCUAUCCUUAACUUAUUUAUCAGAUAAAGAUUAAGUUUGAUGAUGAUUUUUGAAAGUUACAAUUUUGUGCUUUACAAGGUUCAAAGGCUCCUCAAAGCACUGCACCAUAGUGAAUAUUCACUCUUGGUGGCGGCAGACUACUUGUUUAGCCACAGCUGUCCUAGGCCAGGCUGACAAGAGAUUUGAGACGUGGCAGCCAUUCUACACCGACAACCUUUGCGACCGCUCUCUCUCUCUUUUUCGCUCUCUCUCUCUCUGUCUCUCUCUCUCUCUUUCUCUCUCACAAAAACACUAUGAAGAAUCUGGAGACUCAGAUUUGUAUAUUCAUAAAAACAUCUGUUGCUUAAGAAAAUAUUUUGUUUAAUUAAUUGUAAAAUUGCACUGCUUAUUUUAACUUAAGAUAUUUUCCAUUCAUGAUUCAGAUAUAUGUGAGGUGCUGGACACAGUCACAGCAGAAGUAGUAUUUAUUUAUUGUUGUGCUCAAUUAUUAUUUAUAUAUUUGUAUUGUCCUACAUUUUGUAUAAACAAAUAAAAUGAAAAUCCAG
Molecule: messenger RNA, 1663 nt
Organism: Periophthalmus magnuspinnatus
Lineage: Eukaryota; Metazoa; Chordata; Actinopteri; Gobiiformes; Gobiidae
Product: fibroblast growth factor 23-like
Exons: 3
Coding region: 155-856 (233 amino acids)
Source: RefSeq, a predicted model, not a curated record